Molecule: messenger RNA, 1402 nt
Organism: Uranotaenia lowii
Lineage: Eukaryota; Metazoa; Arthropoda; Insecta; Diptera; Culicidae
Exons: 2
Coding region: 171-767 (198 amino acids)
Source: RefSeq, a predicted model, not a curated record
AGGUACCUAAGUCCUAUCCUACCAACUUAAAUCCGAGUGAUCUAAUGUUUAAAUUUUCCAAUUUUAAAUUUAUCUAAGCAGGUUACUUGAUCUGUCAACAUUUCAAAAUCAGUUGUUUACCGUGUGUUUUUCUUCUUCUGGAUUUUGAACCAUUCCCCCAAAUAUCGUAAAUGGAAAAUUGUUCCAACCUCCAACAAACCAAAUUUGACAGUACUUAUCAGCCUCAAUUGGUGCUAAAUCAGAACGAUCUGUCGAUGAUGAUUGCCGAAAGUGCUUCUCCAGCUGCAAGUUCAACUCGGCGAGAAGAAACCUGUUCCAAAGCUCGUCCCAAACUGAACGAACCACUCGAUCGUACCCAGCUGAGAUCCCUUCUGGAUCGAUCCGGUAUCGAUCAACGGAUUAACUACGCGAUUGAUGAAACAAUAAGAUCUGCCCAAACCCCAUCGGAAAUUUCCAUGAACAGGCUGUUUGAUUCCUGCAUGUCUACCGUUAUCCUGAUAGCGAGUGGAGACAUGAACGUCUCAAAUGAACAUCUGACCUACAGUGAAGGUUUCCUGAGAAGCGUUCGAGAUCGAUAUGGAAAUCACCCACCUAAUGUAACCAAAUUGUUGCGGAUCAUUCGAAAUAUUCGACAGGAAAGAACUAACAAGGAUGGUACGGACAGUAUUGGGGGAGACGUGUUUCAGGAAACCUUCAACGAUAAUAUUCCGGAAAAUAUAACUCUGACCAAGAUUCCUGCACCGACAGCAAAUGGAACGAUACAUUAGCAUUGAAAAUGACGAAAAACAAAGCAUCAAACAGGACGUAAACAAGACGAAAAAAGCACAAACUGUCACAAUUCACCUUUUUGUAGGUGACUGAAACUUUGUUUUAAGAAAAUUUACAAAAGCAUUCGAAUACAAUGCAAUCAAUGGUGGUUGGUAAUUUGUGUGGGUUAGCGCGUUUGACGUUUGAAACGGUUCAACAGGUUUUAGACUCAUACCUCGACCGACGAUGGCAUGUACUGGAGACCGCUGAGUUUUGUCUAAAGUAUACAAUGUGCACCGACUAUUCCCGAAGUUAAUUUUGGACAAAUUUUGGGUUUUGUUGUUGUUGGCGAAACAUGACAUUAUCGAGGCAGUAGAGAAGAAAAUGGAAGAAGAAAAAAGAAUGGGGAACCAAAACAGAUCAAAACGAAUUCCAGAAAAGUAAAACUCAAACUCUUCUACUCUGUACAACUGUGGGUGAAUCGGAAAACAACCAAUUCCAAAUUUACCAUGAUGUUUUGCUCGAUGAUGCCGGGAUCGUCGCAGACGGAUUCCACGAAGAACAGCUUGUAGCCCAUUUUGUGCACGAUGAUCUCCCGAAUCAUACGCCGGCGAUCCCGCGUGGAGUUGGUGGCGUCGAAUACCUGGAAAUAGGA